Pyricularia pennisetigena is the source of this 3141-nucleotide messenger RNA. RefSeq lists its product as uncharacterized. Gene Ontology annotation, biological process: actin cytoskeleton organization. The record is from RefSeq and is a predicted model, not a curated record. The transcript is spliced from 3 exons. Gene Ontology annotation, cellular component: plasma membrane. Gene Ontology annotation, molecular function: protein binding. The coding region runs from base 1 to 3141 and encodes 1046 amino acids. Lineage: Eukaryota; Fungi; Ascomycota; Sordariomycetes; Magnaporthales; Pyriculariaceae.
AUGGCCGCCAGAGGGAACAGCGACACGGGGGCUGCCAAUGCCCGUCCCAACGUUGGCGACAUCUUACUCGUAAUCCACGACUUCCAGGCGCGGAGUGCGGAUGAGCUCAGCCUUACCAAGGGCGAUCGCGUCGAACUUAUCGAGAGGGACGAUGAGUUUGGCGAUGGUUGGUUUCUGGGAAAGCACCUCCUGAAUGGCGGCACUGGCCUCUUCCCCGAGGUUUAUACUAGACCUGCACCCAGGGGCGUAAUAGUUCCAUCGAUUCCUCUCGCCGCCAACGUUUCGUCGAAAAAUGUUCCCUUCGCGACGACAGAACCAUCGAUAUCCGAAUCGAGCCCCCCAGCCGAGUUGGAUGUGUCAGCAAAGACACCCAGUCCGAAUGCUGUGACCAUCUCACCCCCGACUGCAGAGUCAACUCCCGUUCCCGCCAUCAUGUCACCGCAGCCCGUAGCGCCACCAGCAGCAACGAUGCCGCUCAGCUCCUUCAAGGUUGCAUCGGCGCCUCCGGGAAACUCGAACAAGAGUCUCCCUCCGCUUGGUCCCGCAGCUACUGGAUCUCACAUUUCUCCUCGCGCCGCCAGCUCCGGCCAGGAGAGUUAUGUGCUGUCGGAGACUCUUAACGUAAUUGACGAGCACAUUACAGAGACACUGCGCUCAACACCGAGCAAUGGGCAGCCAAACGCGGACUCGGGGAGCGAGUACAGUUCUAACAUCGACCAUCGUAUGUCAUACAUUCAGGGGGAAGAGACGGACGAGGAGGAAGAUGGAUCGUACACGCGCAGCGAAGUGAUGACAUGGUCGGCAGACCAAGUGGCAGAGCAUCUCUUCACUGCAGGUGUUGAGAAGCAUCAUUGCGAGGUAUUCAGGGAUCAAGAAAUCACGGGUGAAGUUUUGCUCGGUAUGGACCAAACGUCAAUUUUCAUCAAGGCGUUUGACCUUGGCUCUGUCGGGAGGCGGUUAAAAACAUGGCAGAAAAUUAAAGCCUUGUUGGAUGAGGUAAAUGGGCAGGCACAAACGACUCGCAGGACAACGCAGACACACGGAAGCGACGUUGGAUCGGACAGGGGCAGCCGGAGCAGGAGCAGGACGAACACAAUCACGAGCAACGCUCCAAUCACACGAUUUCCGACCAUCGACAGCAACACGUCAUCAAUGUUCAGUGGCGGUAAUAGGCGUAGAUCGGUCACGCAGGGCAGUCAAUUCGAGCCCGUCUCGCCCGUCUCGCCCGUGUCCCCCGUUAGGCCAAAUCACGAGAAGAGGCCGUCUGCUGCUUCGGUUAGAGACCUGCAUCAUUCGCGCCGCCAUUCUUCCACCGAUUUCCGCCUUACGGGAACCUCGAUACACACCCCCUCGGCCACGCCAAGGCUGCAGAAUAACAGUACCUACCCUCUGCCAGAGACGAAUUCGCAUAGGAAGCAACCAUCGUUUGAUCGUAACUGGACAUUAGGCAGUGCUACCGCGUCCACCGCCCAAGGCGCCCACACCGUUGGCCCGCGGCCGUUAUCCUCAGUCGGCUUCCCGAAUGAUUUUCUUGCAGCCACCAACCCGCACGACCAGGACUCGGCGGUCGACCUCGAUCGUGGCUACUUCUCAUCUACGGACGGCGAUGGGCGAAGGAGAAACGUGCUGAAGAAACGGGACAGCGUAAAGCACUCACGCGGCCACUCGAGAAACACAAGCUACGCUGAGGAGCAAAGGGUUCGAAGUGCCACAGCUCACUCACGACAUAGCCACUUUGGAAGUAUGGACUCGACGGCCCGCGAUAUCGGCACUUCGCCUGCUGCUCAAAAGUAUUAUAGCGCAUCAAGUGGUGCACAUCGCAGGACAGCCUCAACUAACACCACGGACUCGACGACCCGACCGAUCCACCCUGUGAAUGAUGGCCUUCCACCGACAGUUACGAAGUUGGAUGGGCAACAGCCACGAUCAUCGCCCAUAUCACCGACAUCGACAGGAAACAAGCAAGGAUCACAUGGAGACUGGCUAUCAAAACCCAGCUUUAGUUCCAGGAAUGGCGGCGGAUUCAAUUUCGGACUACGAGCCACUUCGGAGGCGGUUACGGGCCAGGAGCGCUCAAAAUUCGGUGCUGGCGACAGUCUCAAGGAUUCGCCAAUGAAUUCACCCGCCCGUACCGGCUCCAGUACGCCUUCGGCAGGCCCUUCGUUUGAGCUCGAUUCACCUACUUCAAAGAGCCCAAGCACCUCGGCAACAGCGCCAUCAACAAUGACUCCUACCCUUGUACCUCGACCAAAGAAAAAGAACAAAAAGGAAACCUCGGCAUAUCUUCGUGGGCUGCAGAAGAUGACACCUCGUGAGGCCAUGGCAGAUGCAGACUAUAGUGGAUGGAUGAAGAAGAAGAGCUCCAACCUGAUGACAACAUGGAAGCCAAGGCUGUUUGUGCUCAAGGGCAGGCGACUGGCUUAUUACUACUCCGAGGAUGACGAGCAGGAGAAGGGGCUUAUAGACAUCAGUUUCCAUCGUGUCCUACCAGCCGAUAAUGAGAGACUGACUGGGCUGCACGCAACCUUGACUGGCGCUUCGACAACGCCUACGAUACCAGCUGGCAGUCAGAUGUCAACAAUUGCAGCGACACAGGCGGAACUGGAUCCGACACGAGACGUUCCCGGACAAGAGAACCAAAUAUUCAUCUUUAAACUGGUUCCGCCCCGAUCAGGGCUGACCAAGGCUGUCAACUUUACGAAACCGAUGGUGCACUACUUUGCGGUUCCCAACGUCAAGCAGGGUAGGCUGUGGAUGGCAGCACUGAUGAAGGCCACCAUCGACCGAGACGAUAACCAACCGAUAACAACGACCUACCAGCAAAAGACUAUAUCGCUUGCCAAGGCCCAGCAAAUGAGACAUAGACCGCCAGCGCUCAUGAAUCUCGACGAGAAGGUCGAGUCUGGCGACGGCGCCACAAUAAGUGAUCAGGCGUCCACGACGACCGCAACCACAGCUAACACUGCGGAAGGCAUGUUAGCAAACGGCAACGGCGUUGGAGGUGGACUGGGGAUCGUGUUCGACGAGAAUGACAGCGGCGUCUCAGGAAUGGAGAAGAUGGGACUCCAGAAGGUCGAGAGUGCCCGCUCCCGAGGUUACCCAUUCGAUACGAGAGAUCCCAACAUGCCCCAGAGUGCUUAG